CCCGAAUUAUUGUAGCACGAACUAUAAGUAGCACCACGGUAGUCAGCAUAAAGAAGGCCGAAUGGUCAGCAGAAAGGAGGCGGCUGCGGCUUUCACCGCUGCCGCGAAGGCGCUGGACGUGCGCGGGAAGGAGCUCGGCGACUUGUGCUUCGCCCUGUCCAAACUAUUGGGGGAGGAGCUCGAGGUGUUUCCGAUAGACGGUGACAACGAGGCAAUUGUUGAGUUCAUGAGGUCCGUGAAAGCCUCGGCGGCUGGCCUCGGCAUGGGGAGCGCGGCUGGAGCUGUUGUUCUCGAGCGGCUGGAAAAGCUUGAGGAAACGCUUGGGGAGAAGAUCCGGGAGGAAAAUCUCCAGCUUGAGGAAAAGCUCAAGCUGGAGCUUGGGGAGAAGAUCCGGGAGGAAAAUCUCCAGCUCAAGCUGAAGCUUGGGGAGGAGCUUGGGGAGAUCCAGGAGGAAAUCAGGGACCAGAGCCAGUUCGUGCGAGUCCUGAUGCAGGGCGACAUCACAGCGACAUCCAGCAAGGACAGCACGCCCUACCGCGAGAAUGCCUUCAGGUACUACGGCUACAGCGCCAGGCCCGAGACCGUGAAGUGCAUGGUGACCGGAAAGGACAUGCCAGCCGCCAGUAUCAAGGCGGGGCAUAUCUUCCGUCAGGGCUGGAACCGGGGUUACCUGCCGCUGCUGGGCGUCACCUCCGUGCACGACCCGCGCAACAUCAUCCUGGUCCGCACGGAAGUGGAGACCGCUUUCGACCGGUUUGAAGUGGCCAUCAUUCCCCAGAACGAGGGUUAUCAGGUGAGCAAGAAUGCUGGUUCCGGGGCAGGUGUCGCCGCGGGCGUGCGGGGUGGAACACGCACCACCGCGGUCUCCGGACAGAGCGCGGAUCCGGGACAAGAGGCCGAUGAGGGCUUAGCCCAUGAAUAUUUGGACCUGGGGUCCAUACUGAUACACGGCAACGAUCCGGCGACCUGCGCGCUCUCGGUGAUCCGUCGCAGCGCCGAUAUAUUCUCCCUGGGCUGCAUCCUUGCGGAGGUUGCCACCGGGCAGCCCCUGUUCCCCGGGAGGUCCACCAAGGACAGGUUGCACCGUGUCAUGAGACUGCUGCGACCCAUGGGUCGUCGGCUGAGACCGGGACUGGGGCCGGAUCGCGACCGCGAGCGAGCCGAGCUGGCUGCCGACGGCGGCGCGACCGGCUCAAUGGAUUGGAACGGCAGCCCAGUGGAGGCUGGUGCUCAGGGCGACAGCGGCGGCGCUCCAGUACGGCUGCUGCGGUGGUGGCUGCUCCGUCAGAUGGUUCUUGGUUCGGAAACUCCAGGUGCCGUACCCCGUACGGCAUUAGUGAAAGGCAGUACGGCAGCGGCGGUGGCCGAAGGAGAGCUUUUCGUCGAUCUGGUGGAGUCGUGCUUGCAAUUGGACCCGAUGUGCCGCCCCACGGCUGAGCAGCUGCUGCAGAUGCCGUACCUAGUUUCGUACAAAGCGGCAGAAGCAGCAGCGGGAGGGCGCAACAAUGUGGAUCCAAUGCUUGGCGGCUCCGAAAAUACAGCGGAAGCAGCGGCGGCAACGGCGACGGCGGUUACCAAAGCCAAAGCAAGAGCUGUUGCUUGUGCUGACGCCGCCGCCGCCGCCGCCGCGGCGGAAUGUCCGUCGUCUUUGUUUAUGAAUGCCAGUCCCCCGCAAGAUAUCGCGUCCGCCGGCCAAGAGUCCUUCGUGCCUUGCACACCGUCCGACUUUGCUGCAGCCGCCGCCACCGCUACAGCCGCUGCCUCAAGCUGGCGUGCCACGUCGGAAGUCCUGUUCGUUGCGAAGGUCCACGAUACGGCGCCUUCGCCGACGGGCAUGUACGACAGCAGUCGUACUCGGCGACAGAUGUCGCGCCUUGGGUCCUCUGUUGAGCAGGUAGUAGAGCCGCCGCCGCCGUCAUGCCCGGCAGCGGCGGCUGAAGGGACUCCAAGCGGCGGCGGCAGUAGCAGCACAGCUGCCGUGUCGGCCCACCAACUGCGGCCUGAUUCAACCAAUUUUUUUGCGGCAGCUGCCGUUGACACUUUUCAGCUCAAGGGUGGUACGGCAGCAGUGCCGGCAGCGGCGGCAGCGGCAACGUCCAGCAACGCGCCUUGGCCCCCUUCUAGUGCCGCCGCCACAGGCCGCUCAGCACCGCACGCAAGCCAUCUUCUCCGUGACGUCAAGUACGGCAGGAAUGCCGCCGCUGCCGCCGCCGCCGCCACCCCAACGGAAGCUGCGGCGACCGGCCGCCGGCCGGCUGCUUCAUCCGCCGUCGCCUCCGCUGCCAUUCGUUCACCUGCUGCUACUGCUGGCGGCGGCGGCGGCGGUAGUGAUGGUUGCGCUACAGCCGACCUGCGGCCGCGGCCACCCUGGAGUCGUACCAGGGACAGGGGCGGUAGUCAUCGCCGUGGCUCUGAGAGUGCCCUGGACUUGUCAUUGCUACUGCUGCAAGGGGAUGCCAACGUGACGGCACGCUACAACCAGCAGCAGCAGCAGCAGCAGCGGUACGAGCUGCAACCGCGGCUCAGUCCCGAGCGUAGGUCGCUGCCUCUGGUUUUGAUGACGCAGCAAUUCCUGAACCAUCGGCUCCAGAACCAAGGCAAUCUGAGGGCCCUGCAGGGCCAGCAGCUGGGCGUCCCCGGAGUGCCGCGACACGAGGGGGAUGUGGGGGGAGAGGAGUACGACCUGGUACCCCCAGGGGAGUGCGGUCCGGAACGGGAGGACGCCUCCGCCGCCGUCACCGCCCUUACAUCCGCCGUGGCUUUGAACUCGUCUGGAGCCACCGUCAGCGGUGGCGGCGGCGGAGCAUCCGUCGCCGUACUCCGGACGUUCAAGCCGCCGCCGCCACUGCUGAUUAAUCCCGACAGCUGGGCACCUGGAGGCGGCGGCUCCGGUAUUCCUUCCGGCGGCAGCGGCGCCGCCGGCACCAGCGCAGCCUAUUCGGCGCCAGGACACCUCUUCUUCCGCGACGGCGGCUUGUCGCCCUCAUCAGCCAGUUGCCGUACCCAGACGGCAGUCCUACUGCCCAGUCCGCAACAGCAGUUUGUGCCGGCAUUGACACUGCGCGAUGGUGAUGCAGAGCGAGCAUUACGCACAGCGGCCGCGGCUCGGGCGCAGGAAAGCGGUGACGGUGGCGGCGGCAGCAACAGGGAGGGCCGAUCGGAGCCGCUGAUGCUUCUGGGCGGCGGCGGCGGCGAUGGCGAUCAUUACGCCGUACAGGCUUUACUAUCCUCUCAGGCCUACUGCUUCCAGCGGCUCAAAGAGCAGGAGGCCGCUGCUAGCGACCCACGGGUCUCGGUUCCGUUGCUUAGGAGCUCCACACCCCUGACACGGCAGCGACAUACAUACGCACAACCGACAAUACCCUGUAACCUAAACUUAGCUACGUCGCUGCAACUGAACCGAGGAGGAGGAGGAGGAGCAUUGGCGGCGGCGGCGAUUCAAUCUGCGGUCCUCGGCGGCCAGGCCGACAGGUCGACGCGGCGCAGCAACUCGGAGUCGCAGCUCGCAGUAUCCCCGGGAGACCCGUGGGUCGGUGAUUGCGGCGGCGCCGGUGGCGGCGCUGCGGUGGCAGGAGCAAUAACUUUGACAGCGCGUUAUGUGCGGCGGCGGAGUCUUGCCAUGAUGGCUGCACAGGCGUCGGGCUCGGUGGGCGGCGGCGGCGGCAGCGGCGGCAUCAAGGUGGGGGAUGCAGGGGCAGCAGUAGCUUCGGACGCAGAACAGGAGGCUGUAGCAGGCGGCAGGGACAUGUGGCCCACCUUGAGUCGCAUGCAGCCAUGGUCCGGCAAAUUAGCUGACAGCGGCGGCGGCGGCAGCAGCGGCAGCCGUGGCCCGCUACCGCGGCUUCUCAAUGUGCUGCAGCGGGAGCUCAUUGCGCAGCAGCAGCACCUGCCCAUGUAUAGCUCCGUCGGCGGCGGCAGCGGCGGCGGCGGCAGCACCUUUCCCCGUUCGUACACUCUGUCUGACAGGGAGCUGAUGCACACGCUGCCGGAGGUGGCUGAGUCCAGGGGGUGUAGCGAGGUCCUUCUGCCCGCCAUUGCCUCCGCCAAGCACACGGCCAGCGGUGGCAACGAUGCCGCCGCCGCCGCAAUACCAGAGCUUCCGCCGCCAGAUUUGCAGCACCAAACGGCAUCGCGGCUUGCUGUACCAAACAACACGGUUUCCGACUGCGGCGCCAGCUGCACAUUGAACGGCGGCGGCAGCGGCGGCGGCACGUUGACGCCGGCGGCGGCCGCCGCCGUGAAGGGUUUGGCGCAGCGGGCUAAAGAGCGGUUUCGGCAGUACUUCAGUGAUGACGGCAGCAUCGCGAGCGCAGCCGCCGCCGCAGCCGCCGCUGCCGGAGGUCUAGGCAGCAGCGGCGACGCCGCCGCGAGGCCGUCUGGCGGCAACACAACUGGCGGCGGCGGCGGCGGCGGCGGCGGCGGGAGAAGCGCCCGAAGCAAGCGGCCGUUCAUGAGCACCAUCUCACGCGCGCUCAAAUUGGGCAGCUCCAUUCGUCAGCGUGUCACUCCUGAGAGGAAGAAGGAGGCGCCUUAG
Messenger RNA from Volvox carteri f. nagariensis, 4534 nucleotides. RefSeq lists its product as uncharacterized. NCBI's taxonomy places the organism in Eukaryota, Viridiplantae, Chlorophyta, Chlorophyceae, Chlamydomonadales, Volvocaceae. Gene Ontology annotation, molecular function: ATP binding; MAP kinase activity. Gene Ontology annotation, biological process: protein phosphorylation; intracellular signal transduction. Bases 62 to 4534 code for a protein of 1490 amino acids. Gene Ontology annotation, cellular component: nucleus; cytoplasm. The record is from RefSeq and is a predicted model, not a curated record. The transcript is spliced from 8 exons.